Molecule: messenger RNA, 4444 nt
Organism: Haliotis rufescens (red abalone)
Lineage: Eukaryota; Metazoa; Mollusca; Gastropoda; Lepetellida; Haliotidae
Exons: 2
Coding region: 1-627 (208 amino acids)
Source: RefSeq, a predicted model, not a curated record
AUGCCUCCCAAGAGAAAAGCAGCCGUCAACCACAAGCUUGUGAGGGGAGCCAAGCAGGCCAGGGCAACCAGAAGACAAACCCCGGGAGUACACAUUGUACAGGAGGCAACAGCUGAUGGUGAGUCUGCCAAUUACGGAAAUAUCGAAGGGGGCAACAGAAUUAACGUACAAUCGGCGCAGCUUGUAAAUGCCGCACAGGCUGCCAACUCGGCUACCCAGGUAAAUGAGCAACUGGAAAAAAUACUCCAGUUGCUGGAACAUUCAGCGCCCGGCCCGGUUAGCGCAAACCAACAGGUAAGGCUUGGUUUUAGUUCUCCCGCCAUUUCGCCCAACAUAGGGAGAAUCCCCGAUGCUCACAACGAGGCCGACGGUGACGCGGCUUGGCCAGCCAAUCACAUCGCAGGAUACGGGGAUUCCCUUUCCUUCCGUGCGGAUGGAAUAGACGCGCACGUCAAACAACAGGUGAGGGAAAAAAUCUGGCGUGGCGAGUAUGUCGACCUCGGCACAAUCCUACCAAACACCGAGGGAGGUCACGAGGACGGUACGAUUACCAUGGCGUACGACUCCUCAGUAGGCACUCCGAGGUCCGCACAACCCAGGGGCUGUUGUCCUACAUGGAAACCAUAAGAACGGCGGCACUUCGAUUCGGGGGGGGAUGCCUGGUCAACCUACGACCAACAAUUCCGACACAGAAUGUCAAGGGACCCCUCACGACGCUGGGACAACAUCGACGGGGAGUUGUGGCUGAAGUACAUGGUAACACAGCCGGUACUACAACCAGAAUCAGGCGGACGGGGCGCAAUGACACGCGUAGAGGGGGACAUCGCCAGUCAGGUAUGCUGGGAUUUCAAUAAAUUUGGCUGUAGCAGGGUCAACUGUAAGUACACUCACAAAUGCGGUAAGUGUGGCAAACAUUCCCAUAGCUCUAGGACCUGCUUUCGAGGGAAUGGGGUCCAACCCACGAAUCCUGCAGUGCCUCAGAUAUAAUAUUAUGUUUAAGGCAAAGUAUGUAUGAUCCACUGCUAACACUAUUGCCGAUGCUCUCUCGAGGUUCCAGCUCAAACGCUUCCGAGAGGCAGCACCAGCCGCGGACCAGAACCCCACACCUAUCCCGUGCAACAUAUGGCUGAUCUGAGGCAGGAAGCCGGCAGACUCCUACAACAAUCUCUGUCUACUAAUACAUGGGCCACUUACCAAACAGGCAUCAAUGCCUUGCACCAGUUCCGGUCCGCACACCAGCUACAAGAGGUGUGGCCAGUCCCGCUGGAUCAGGUCGUAAACUUUAUAGCUUAUCUCUCAGUCACUCACCACUCCCCUAACACAGUCAAGACUUACAUUGCAGCGCUGUCUUCACACCACAAAUUCCACGGGCUCACCGACUGUACAAACCAUUUCCUGGUAGGCAAGAUUUUAACCGGCUUACACAAAUCAGCGGGCCGACCAGACACCAGAAAACCGAUCACUGCAGAUCUGCUGCAGGUAGUAACCAACAAUCUGCCUCACGUAUGCUCAUCAGCAUAUGAAGCCAGGCUGUUCAAGGCAGUCUACUGCACAGCCUUCUUCGGUUUCUUUAGGGUUAGCGAACUGGUCCAAACUGGACCCUCAAAAACAGGUUGCGCCAUCCAGAAUUUAAGCUUCUCGGGCAACCACCAGCAGCAUACAACAAUACGGCAGGUGGAAAUCAGAUUGCUACAAUGCUUACAUACGCUUACCAACAAAUUCAAUGUUGCACAAUUAAUUCAAAUAGUCUUUCAUGGUAUUUACUACACUUCUUAUUGUUUACAGUUUGGAUGGUGGGAUCCAGCUACAUGGCCAGGGCACGGCAGUACUUGCUCCUGAAGGGCACCAGUCCGAACCAACCGAGGAUGCUAUGGCUGGCACGAGGGGGAUGAGGUGGAAGGAGCUGGACACCAUUCUGGAUGCACAGGUCAAGGCGACACGGCGCAGCCCCAGAGCCCUCAUCAUUCACCUGGGCUCCAACGACCUGUGCUCGGUCAAGGGCAGCCAACUCUACCUGGACAUGGUGGCAUCAAUCCUUCGGAUACAACUCCAGCUUCCUGACACCAAGAUCAUCGUAUCCUCAAUGCUGCCCAGGCGCUACUGGCACGAUGCCAGGGACCCACUAAAGAUCGAGGGGAUGCGGAAGAAUAUCAACCGCCGACUGGCCAACCGAGUCAAAGAGCUUGGCGGUACCAUGGUGCCACAUCCCCAGAUCCUGGCAUCAGACAAGACAUGGUACGCCUGGGAGGGCGUCCACCUCAGUGACAAAGGACUGUGUGUGUUUACGGACAAUGUUUUGCAUGCCCUGGCGCUUGUUUUGCGCCAGUAAGGAUAUUAUCCCCACAGGUUAGUGUUUCCUUUCAGUACAUAGGCAAGCCGGGCAACAAUGCUAUCUCCGCGCAUCGCGUGGCCGUGGGUGUGGGGUAGCACUCUGGUGCUUUGUGGCGGGGUUCUUGUGGGCUACACGGCUAGUAACAAAUUAACUUGCUUCCAAAUUAAUACUCGUGCUUAACGGGAACCUUUCGGGAAAGCGGGAACCUUUCCGGGGUUACCUGCUUCUCAGUGGGAACCUUGUCUUUCCCGACUUUUCAGCCGGGGAAUCGUAAAAUAACAUACGUUGGGGCAAACAAUUGCCACAUAUAUGGGCCCUGCGGCGGAAGUCGUCUUGUCAAGCGGUAGCUGACAGUUGGGUCCGCGGCGGGAGCCGCACAAUGGUUUUGCUAAUGGGGCCGGGCAGUGGGAUCUGCUUUGGCCGGCUACCUGGGGCCGGGCAGCGGUAGUCUGACUUAGGCCAGCAGCGUGGAGCUGCUUUUGGCAGCGUGGGAGUUGCCAAGCAAUGGUAGCGUUUAAAUAUGCUACCGUGGGGGCCGGACAGCGGUAGCAGUCUCAGGACAGCAGCGCUAGCUGCAAUCGCCGUUUGCCACGCGCGUGGCCAUAGCAACGGUAGCAUUUUGGUAUACACAAUUAGCAGCUAAGUAGCCCACUAGUACCUGCACACCCUCGGCCAUUUAACCCACUCUCAUCUUCUGUUUUUAUUAUAGGCACGGGCAUCCACGGCUCGGUGGCCCGUGCCUCUCCUUGGCAUAUCGCGGGAUAAUUACAUUUAGUACUAACUACUAAAUGACUUUAUCGCGCGUAUCCAAACCAUGGGCUAAUCACGUCUGUAACCCAAUCACCCCUCGUAACUCAAUCACCCCGGGCGACCACCCGGCACCGUGCCCGGGGAAUAAUCCCGCGCAAGCAUCAUCCCGCCCUUUGUUAGUCCGUCAUUCGCGAACAGCCCUUCCCCAAGUACACACGUGUGUCACUGUAUCUAAUCGCUUUCCCACCCACCCACCCACAUAGCUUGCCACUCCUUUUUCUUUCCUUUUCAGCCUGACGUGUCCUCUUAACCUGGAAUGCUAAUCACUUCUUUUCUUCAGCGUUUAUUCUAUUAUAGGUACCAGCAGAGCGGAUUGUAUAUAUGUAAAUAAACCUGUACAAAUGUAAAAUAGGUUUUCCGGGCGCUUGUAUAUAUGUACAUACUUUCUGCUGGUCACACCUAAUUAAUGAAUGGACUGGUCCACUUCCCCUGCUAUGAGGGAUUGUCAAUAUGUUGAGACAAUGAGCUGUAGUGGACAACUACAACAAUGUCUUUAAAAACUCCUCCUUUCUUCAAUUUGCUCCGGUACAUCACAAAUCUUAUUCAAACAUUACCUUUAAACAAGUUGUGGGAUUUGUGUAAGAAUAUACCAAAUGUUCUCAAUCACUAAUACUUCCUUCUCUUGUGUAUGGUAUAACAUAUAAAUAUAUUUGAACAUGAGCUUCAACCUCGUCCAAUUAAGCUAUAGCCGGACCUACGAAAGUUGAGUAUGUCUUGUCCCAGAAAGGUGCCCCACAAGUUCUCCUAGACGUUCACCUCGACUGUGGAUAUACCAUGCGACACAAGGGCCCCGUACAAACAACAACUUAGAAGGUUUCCACUCCAGAAUCGGCAAGUCCCUCCAGCACAAGCAUCCAAAUAUCUUCAGAUUUAUCGAACUGAUCCAGAAGGUAGAAAUUUCGGAGAGAGCGAAACUAGCGCAGAUUCAAUUUGGAGCAGCACCACCACCCAGGAAGGUUGUCUACAGAGAGAAGGAACAGCUUCAUCGCCGUGAAAAGACACCCCUUCAGUACCUGGAUGCAGUUGGUCCACUGAUGAUAAACACUCCCAAUUGACAGACGGCCUAAUCAUCUGACAGACCAGUCAAGUGUGACCAGUGUACCUGCCUGGUCUUACCUCCUAAUUACUGAGCUGCCCAAUACUGCCAUACUCUGGGCAGAGUAAGCUACUCCAACUCGUUGAGUGAUAGAGAUUAACCAGAUUAUGAUUGUGUUUGUAAGUUGCGUUUGAUCUGUGUCGGGUUGCAGUUGUUUUAUUAGGCAAGACCAGGGGUAGAUUUUUCAAUUAAACCUUUCAACCGUU